Oncorhynchus keta (chum salmon) is the source of this 1956-nucleotide messenger RNA. RefSeq names its product UDP-GlcNAc:betaGal beta-1,3-N-acetylglucosaminyltransferase 7-like. The record is from RefSeq and is a predicted model, not a curated record. Gene Ontology annotation, cellular component: membrane. Gene Ontology annotation, molecular function: hexosyltransferase activity. Lineage: Eukaryota; Metazoa; Chordata; Actinopteri; Salmoniformes; Salmonidae. The transcript has a single exon. Bases 331 to 1575 code for a protein of 414 amino acids.
GGCCGGUCUGGACAGGACCCCCACAAAAUAUGUACAAAAGAAGUCGGUCCAUGCUUCGUGGGAACUGAGUAAGUGGAUAAGUUUGUAGGCAACAGUCACUUUUCAAGACCAGUCCACAAUCUCAUCGAUAACGUUGUUUUGUUGUAUGAUAUAACAGAGAUUACUUUCCAAGAAAUAUAGAUUAGUCUUUUUGUACGCUAAAGGAAUAGCAUGGUGGCAGUGAAUAGACUCACUAAGAUGUAGCCAAAAUGAAUGAUGAGAUGCUUUAACAAUAAGGGUACAUAUUCAAUUUAAGGAUUUCUUAUUCAUUACACGUUUUGCGCCAUAGAUAUGGAUAUUUUUUUCAGAAGAAAGAGGGCAUUGAAAACUCUCCUCAGCUUGUCUCUAGUUUUUGCGUCUUUAUUGAUGAUCCAAAAGUUCAAGCUUGUGGAUAACAGCAUCAAGGAUGAUAUGGAGGUUAAACGCAAGGAAGAAGCCGGUUGGUGUGGACCUGACUGUGAUUUCUACAAAGGAAAAGGCCUAUUGAAAAGCAGUUUGGGAAACUACUCGCCUGUUCUUGGUGAUGAUUUGGAUGCGCCACGGGUGAAGGUGUCCGACGCUACUCCAGCUACUUGGGAUGUACACGUUAUGAACUGCAGUGAAGAUUCAGCCGUGAGGAAAAAUGAUUGGUUUCGACGUUUGGAUCCGAGGUUCCACCAAUUUGUGCUACACAGACAUUGUCGGUAUUUCCCAAUGUUAAUAAAUCACCCGGAUAAAUGCAGGAAUGGAGACGUACACUUGCUCAUGGUUGUAAAAUCCGUUAUAGAGCAGCAUGAUAGGCGAGAGGCCGUGCGUAAUACCUGGGGUAGGGAACAGGAAAUUGAUGGUAAGAGAAUAAAAACGCUGUUUCUUCUAGGAAGCCCUACAAAUGGUAAAGACACGAAAAACCUUCAAAAGUUGAUUGAGUAUGAGGACAUUAUAUAUGGAGACAUUCUUCAAUGGGAUUUUAUGGACACAUUUUUCAACCUCACCUUGAAAGAGGUAAAUUUUCUGAAAUGGUUUGAUAUUCACUGCUCCAGUGCCAAGUUUAUAUUCAAAGGGGAUGACGACGUUUUCGUGAAUACAAAGAACUUACUGGAACUUAUUGGUUUCAAGACUGAGGACCGCAAAGUGCUGAACUUAUUUGUUGGGGACACCAUAUCCAAAGCCAUCCCCAUCAGAAACCAUCAAAGUAAAUACUACAUCCCCAAAGAGCUGUUUGACAAACCGUACCCACCUUAUGUUGGUGGUGGUGGGUUUUUAAUGUCCUCACAAUUAGCUCAUAGACUGUUUGUGGUUUCAGAGGACUUGGAGCUCUAUCCCAUUGAUGAUGUGUUUUUGGGAAUGUGCCUCCAGAAGCUACACUUGACUCCAGAGAUGCACAUAGGUUUCAGGACCUUUGGCAUCAUGAAACGCAGAGUGAGUCCAAUGAACAGAGAACCUUGCUUUUUCAAAAAACUCAUCGUAGUCCAUAAAUUGAGUCCUCAGGAGCUAUUCAGGAUGUGGAGUGUAGUGGAAAAUAAGGAGCUGGUCUGUGCCAAAAACACUGCACCAUGAUUGUCAAGCUAAAGCUCAGUGUGACAAAGGUUAUGCAACAAAUAUUGUUAAAUUGUUAAUUGUAAUAUGUGUAUGUAGGCCUAGUAGGACACACUGAUAAACUAAAACAUCCAACACUAAAAUAUCCAACACUAAAAUAUCCAACUAACAAAGACAAUGUGAAAAGAAUGACAUUCUUUAAUUCUCACUGACCUGUUUAAUGUUUCACUUUUGUAAUGUUUAUUGUAAUGUCAAUAGGUAGGAAAACCAAAUUAGUAAGUGUACAUGACUUAUGUCUAUACAAAAUUAACCACUUUUUCAGCAAACUGUAAAUAUAUGGCAGUAUUGAACACUGAAAAGCCUUUUUCAUGCCAGUUUAGUGCCUUUGAUUUUUGAGAUUAU